Messenger RNA from Acanthochromis polyacanthus (spiny chromis), 846 nucleotides. RefSeq names its product prostaglandin D2 synthase a (gene ptgdsa). Lineage: Eukaryota; Metazoa; Chordata; Actinopteri; Pomacentridae. Gene Ontology annotation, molecular function: small molecule binding. The record is from RefSeq and is a predicted model, not a curated record. Bases 101 to 649 code for a protein of 182 amino acids. The transcript is spliced from 7 exons.
GGUCUGCCAGUCUGUACCUGCCUGCUGACUGCUCACAGUUCACUCUAGGCUCGGGUCAGAUACCCCCAAAGUCUCAGCUGCUUUCCUCCUUCACACAGCCAUGGGGACCACUGCCGUUGCCAUGGUGAUGCUGUGCGUGAUGAUGGUGCACGCAGAUGUGAAGCCGCAGAAAGAUUUCAACCUGCAGAAGUUUGCAGGGAUAUGGUACCGUGUGGGCCUCGCCUACGACUCUCCAAGCUUCGUCCCCUACAGAGACAAAAUAAAGGCCUCCAAGGGGAUGAUCACACCGCUGGCCAACGGCAACGUCAACCUCACCAUGUGGGACGCAACGCCUCUAGGUUGCAUCAGUAAAUUCUACCAGUACGAGAGGACCAGCGUUCCCGGACAGUUCACCUACUUCAGCACACGCCACAACAUGGUGAAGGACAUCACUGUGGUGGACACAAACUACACUGAGUACGCCGUGGUGCUCAAACACAAGGUCUUCCACAGAGAGUACACGCAGGUGGCACUUUAUGGUCGCUCUCAGAGAGUCAGGAAUGAGACCAUUCAGAAGUUUAAAGCCUUCGCUCUGUCCCGCGGUUUCCCCAGAGAGUCUAUUCUGACUCCACCUCCAGCAGAAAACUGUCCGGCAUCCACAUCUGGGUAGCUCGGUUCCCUGAUGUUCUGCUUCUGCGCCGUGAAGCAAAAAUUUUCCUCUGUGCAAACACAGUUCUGACUGCAGACAUCUUUAGUAGCAAAAUAUUACUGAUGGAAUUUAUCUAUCAACCUCUUUAACUUUUGUGUUUCAUUAUUUUCAUAGUUCUUCUAUUCUGACAUAAAUAAACAACAAUCCUCUAAGUUUUA